Molecule: messenger RNA, 1734 nt
Organism: Tachysurus vachellii
Lineage: Eukaryota; Metazoa; Chordata; Actinopteri; Siluriformes; Bagridae
Product: ALK and LTK ligand 2a-like
Exons: 6
Coding region: 572-1021 (149 amino acids)
Biological process (GO): positive regulation of ERK5 cascade; positive regulation of ERK1 and ERK2 cascade
Molecular function (GO): receptor tyrosine kinase binding; receptor signaling protein tyrosine kinase activator activity
Source: RefSeq, a predicted model, not a curated record
UGCUUCAGUCUCUGUACAGAUGUUUGGGGAGUUUCUCUGUCUUCACCAGUAAUUACAUCAUUAAUUAAUUACAUCAGUAAUACCAGGUCACAUCACUUCCAGGCAUGGAUGAUUUGUAACUGGAGACAUCAGAGUGGACACACAGCCGAUUAAUGACCGUGCUGGACAAGUGCCUAUUCUUACUUUUGAGUCAGAAUGAACUCCGGGUACGGAACAGUUCCCGGUAACGCAGCUCUCGUGUAACAUCGUGAGAAAGUAAACCGUUCCAUGGCAGACGACGGACGGGAAUGUAAAUAUGCGACGUUGGCAACUUGUUUCUGAUUAAUUCCUCACGUGUUUGCGCGAUUCCCACGCGCGCCUAUAUUAACGCGCCGCACAUUUACGCAGCGCAGUCGGACGGAUUUACGCGCUGACCAACAAACCUUAAAGUCGCUUUAACACUGAAACAACCAGCUGGGACAAAGUUACAUCCUUUUUUUUUCCUCUUUCGCACUCUGAGAUUAUCACUUUAGGAAAACACUGGUCGGAGCUGUGUGUGGAUUUCGGUGCACCGGGUUUGUGUGUUCUUAAGAUGCGCGCGUUCCGAGUUGUGUUCGUUGUCACGGGGCUCGCGCUGUGCGUGUGCGCCGCCGCGCGUGGUGGCGAAAGCGAGACACACGUGGACGCGGCAAGCGCGCGGAGCUACAGCAGCGUGUUCACGCGGAUCUUGAAGAUGGUGCGGAACGCGGAGGACGGCGGCGGAGAGCUCGCGCAGGCCACCGACAAUGUGGAGAGCAAGAGCUCUCAUCAACAGCAGACGAAAAGCGGGGAACAGAUACUGGAAAUCUUUCCCAGGGACCUCAGAAAGAAGGAGAAGUUUUUAAAGCACUUUACAGGUCCUUUAUACUUCAGCCCCAAGUGCCGGAGACAUAUCUACAGGCUUUAUCACAACACCAGAGACUGCACAAUUCCUGCGUAUUACAAGAGAUGUGCACGACUUCUCACUCGACUAGCCGGGAGUCAGAGGUGCCGCGAGAGCUAACUUCAACUUCGGAUACUCUUUCGCAGGUUCAAACCAGCCAAACCAGAAGAGGAAGGAAAAUACUAUUGUCAAGUGCCUUUUGGACGAGACCAACCUUCGUCGUUCCAUCGAUGUUACAAAUCACGUCCGGGACACGACUUUGUCGCUGCAGGGGUCACACAGACCAGAUGGAGCACCUCGUGGAGGUGAAAGCGAGAGAAAAACGGAUCUUCUGAUAUUUCUGAGAUAAACUUGUCUCAACUCAACUGAGCUAUAACAAAAAAAUAAAAUAAAAAAUACGCUUUGGAUCCGACGAACCUCCUUGUUCCAGAAAGAAGGAUUGACUUGGGUUUGGAUUUUGUUUGAUAUGAUAAUGACACUCAGAAUGGCAUCAUUUCGCCAGCAAAAUACAAACAGAUCAUGAUUCAUUCCUGAUCAGGGAAUUCCAGCUUCCAAAAACGUAACCGCUAACUUAUUUCCAUCCCAAUGCUUUUCAUCUCUCCAGCAUUAUGUCUGUGAAAACACCAGAUGUUUGCUGACCGGCGUGUGUGUGUGUAUGUGUGUGUGUGUGACUGGAGAUAUAGUCCAUAUAUUUUCAUGUACAUGAUGUAAAGAGACAGAAAACUAAAGUGAAGGUGUAAAUACUGUACAUAAAGGAGGCAGAAAAUCCCUGUAAUGAGCAUCAGGCUGUACGUGUGUGUGUGUGUGUGUGUGUGUGUGAGUGUGACAGAGCA